This is a messenger RNA of Colossoma macropomum (tambaqui), 4174 nucleotides long. It is a transcript of the gene lin54, whose product is annotated as lin-54 DREAM MuvB core complex component. Lineage: Eukaryota; Metazoa; Chordata; Actinopteri; Characiformes; Serrasalmidae. The record is from RefSeq and is a predicted model, not a curated record. Gene Ontology annotation, biological process: regulation of DNA-templated transcription. Gene Ontology annotation, cellular component: nucleus. Bases 814 to 3246 code for a protein of 810 amino acids. The transcript is spliced from 14 exons.
AAACCUGCAGGAAAUUAAGUGUAAAUAAGCUGAAUGUAUACAUAGUUGUGCUACAGCAGUGUAGCUACAAGUUCCUGUUUGUUGUCCAGUGCGAUAGUGGGAGCUUAUUCUAAUAACUAAAUACGAUUUUUGGAGGUUGGGGUGAUACUGAGCCCCUAAGGUGACUUAGUGAUUAUUUUUUCAAUAAGGCAUGGCCAAAAAAUAAUAUUUUGAGACCACGAUAUACUGUAUUAAGGCCUUAAAUUAGUACAUUGAGGCCACGAUUUAUGAUAAACUUAACUCACGGCCUCAAUAUAUUAAUUCGGGGCCUCAGCGUAGUAAUUAUACUAAUGGUGAAAUCACCGUGUCACCUUAAGGGCGCCGUAGGUUUCUGUAUGUGUGUGGGGAAAACAAUCUUGUGCAUGCAAAUAAACGAUUAGUUUCUGUUUUGUGUUUUGCUAUUUGGUAUCUGUUUUUUUCCCCGCUGAUAAAACAGCAGACCUCCCCUCUCUCUGUCCGCUGUUGUUUUUCUCGUGUCUCAAAAUGAACUGAUGACGAGUUGAAAAUGGCGGAUCUUUCGAAAUCCAACCCGGGCCUGAAAUAGAAACGCAGCUCCGCUGGCCGCUUUUCCGCAGCAGGACUGACUCUUCAUCUCCACACCUCACACUUUUCAGCCUGGACACCGUCUUAUAUCUGUCCGGCUUCAUUCUGCGAGCUGCGUAGCGCAGCGUAAUGUCGCGGUUUGGUGCAAAAAUCGCCCAACGCUGGUUGAAAAAUUCCUAAAGCUGACUCGCCUCUCUCUGACCCAUCAUCACACUGAGUGCGUGUGAAAGGAUGGACGUGGUGUCGCCUGAUCUGAACAGUAUCCUCCCUGAUGAGAUCAUGGACACUGAAGCCAUCGCCAUGGAGGAGGACCCCCCCAACGAACCCUCUGCCUCCUCCACCUUGUCAGAGACUGAGCCAGCUCAGGUUCCUAUGGAAACAGAGGUGCCUGAAAUUGUGGGCUUGUGUCCUUCUACCACGCCGACACAGAAGACGCAAGCUCUGACCACGUCCACCACCACAGACUCCACUCUGUGCAGCAACAGCUCUGGGACACAGCUUCUUGUGACCUCCUCUUCCUCUUCUGGCCUUAAGCCUGUCACCACCUCCACGACCCAGUCCAGCAGUCCUGUGGUGGGUCAGAGCCUACCCAAGCUUUCUGCCCCAAUAACGCUCCCAGCCAACCACCAGCUCAUCCUCAACAAAGUGGCUGCCUCCCCGGCUGCAGAUGGCAAGCCUCCAGGCACAGCUGUCCUCAAGCAAGAAGGCCAGAAACUCUUGGUCACUGGCCUUAGUAAGACAGGCCAGCCGCUUGUGCUGGCUUUGCCUCACACGUGGAGCAAGCCUGCCACAUCUCAGGGCACGGGGGACGGCAAGGCUCAGACGACGCAGUUUAAAGUGGUGACAACUGGGACAAGAACAGACCUGAAGCCUGUGAUCGGAGUGCAGGCCAUGAGCUCUGCCAGCCAGCUGCUGGCGUCCUCCACACCUCUGCAGGCCCAACAACUCAAGACUGUUCAGUUUACAAAAAAGACACCAGUCUCCACAGCAGGACCCAUGAUAACGAAGCUGAUAAUCACAAAAGCUCUGAACAACAAGGGGCUGACGAGUCAGGCUGCUGUGCAGGCUCCUGUUGUCACAGGGAGGGUCCUUUCACAGACCACACCAUCGACUCCUCCACGUAGCAUCGCUGUCGGAGAAACGGUCAGUACAGUGCCACAGAGCAUCUCCAGCAGCAGCAGCAAAGUGGCCAUUUCUCCCCUCAAAUCUCCCAGCAAACUGACAGUGGUUUCAGUGGCCAGCCAGUCUCCAAACUCUCCUCAGAAGCCUGUGGCACUGCCUCUGAAUGUGGCUCUGGGCCAGCAGAUCCUCGCUGUCCAGCAGACUCCCACAACCUCCCCGGUAAAAGCAGGAACCAGCCAGUCCACUGCCCAGGCAGUGAAGCCAGUGCAGACAGUGGCAGUAGGUGGGGUUGGCCAGCCCCAGUUUAAAACUAUCAUCCCCCUGGCCACGCCACCCAAUGUGCAGCAAAUCCAGGUUCCUGGCAGCCGCUUCCAUUAUGUGCGACUGGUUACAGCAACCACAGGGGGCAACACGCCACAGACAGCCAGCCCCAGCACUAACACCAACCCUGCAAUCCAGCCAGCCAAGCCUAUGAUGAUGAACACUGCUGCAGUGAGGAUGUCUGUUCCCAUAGUCCCAGCACAGACUGUCAAACAGGUGGUGCCAAAGCCCAUGACCUCAGCAGCCCAGGUGGUGACCACCAGCCAGACACAGCAGCGACUCAUUAUGCCAGCUACCCCACUGCCUCAAAUCCAGCCCAACCUGACAAACCUGCCUCCAGGCACCGUGCUGGCCCCUGCCCCAGGUGCUGGCAACAUGGGCUACGCUGUGCUGCCAGCCCAAUAUGUCACACAGCUCCCACAGUCAGCAUUUGUGACUUUGGCCAGCAGCUCAGGUUUCUCCACCCCCACCUCCAUUCAGACCCAGGCCAGGCUUCCUCUCAACGGUUUAUCAGCACCAGAUACAACUUCAAGACCCCGAAAGCCUUGCAACUGCACCAAGUCACAGUGCUUAAAACUGUAUUGUGACUGCUUUGCGAAUGGGGAAUUUUGUAACAACUGCAACUGUGUAAAUUGCUUCAACAACCUUGACCAUGAGAGUGAAAGGCUGAAAGCCAUUAAGGCUUGUUUGGACAGAAACCCAGUAGCUUUCAAACCCAAGAUUGGCAAAGGAAAAGAAGGAGAAUCAGACCGAAGACACAGCAAAGGCUGCAACUGCAAAAAGUCUGGCUGUCUGAAGAACUAUUGCGAGUGCUACGAGGCAAAGAUCAUGUGCUCCUCAAUCUGUAAGUGCGUGGGCUGUAAAAACUUUGAGGAGAGUCCAGAGAGAAAGACUUUGAUGCAUUUGGCUGAUGCUGCGGAAGUGCGGGUGCAGCAGCAGACUGCUGCUAAGACCAAGCUGUCUUCUCAGAUAUCAGACCUGCUUACCAGAACAACACCGGCCAUCACCAGCGGAGGGGGGAAGUUGCCGUACACGUUUGUAACGAAAGAGGUGGCAGAGGCGACGUGCGACUGCCUGCUGGAGCAGGCAGGGAAGGCUGAGCUGACAAACCAGCCGCAGGCCCUGGCUGAGAGGCUCAUCCUAGAGGAGUUUGGCCGCUGCCUCCGCAGAAUCAUCAGCUUUGCUAGCAAAGCCAAGACGGACUGCUCCAUCAACUGCUAGGACUGACCUGCCAGGCCUGACCAGACUGCACUGUAGGGCCCUGGUUUAGGCCAAGACAUCAGCUAUUUGUUAGGCCUUAGCUGACUGGUCACAGAUCAGAGCUUGGCUGAACUCCUCAUGCUCCCUACCAGCUGCAGUGCAAUUCCCUGGAUGUAUUUCAUGCUUUUGGCUCACAUAAAAGGCUGUAAGUCUUCUGCAGAUCUUCAUGGUUGAUCCUACAUAGGAAUGAAUGCAGGGAUUACAUGGGCUAUACUGGAUGCAGAGAAAGACUCUGAAUUCCGGUGCUUCCCAAAGACGUCUGGGUUGUGGGGAAGGGAAGAUGGGCUGGGUGAUAUGAGCUUAUACGCUGUACAGCGCAGAGGAGGACUACAUCGGGGUUGGCCACAAGGCCUAUCCUAUAUCACAGUAGCCUUUAUAUGUGGGCUUGCACAGUUCGUUUAUUUGGAGGAGAUUUUUAAGGGUGUGGUUUGUUUUUUGUUUUGUUUUUUUGUUUGUUUUUUUUAUAAAGGUAGUUUUCUCCUCCUAAUGCAAACUUUUCCUUCAUUUUAAAUCUGCGAUCAUGGCAUUUCGUACUGUUUUAGAAUGAGACUGCAUACUAAUCACUUUUCCCAGCCAGUUUUCUUUAUAUGUAUAUUAUUUACCGCCAAUAACCUCAGAUCAAUAAUCAUUGUGUAUACAGUAAGUAGCCUAUACUGUAGCCUCUUUAUAAUGCAUUCACAAUAUUUAUUUGCUUUUUUUCCCCCUAGCCAACAGAAACUCCCCAAAGAAGCUGACUGUGUUACAGUCCCAGAAUCUUAUGGUAGAUUCUUGUUUGAUUGCAUUACUGGGUUCCUGUUGAUGUGAAGGAAGGUCACACCAUCAUUUCACAAUUCUAUUAUUGUCGCUAGUCAAGUCACUUUGUUUCUCCUCCAUAAAACAGUCCGUUUCA